AUGUGUUUCUCAGGUGUCUCUCCUUCAGUCUCUCUGAUCAUCAUUCCCAACAGAACUCAACACUUCACAUCUGACUUUCUCUCUCUGAGCUGUGAGGAUCAGAGCAACUCUACUGGAUGGACAGUGAGAAGAUACACAGACAGUGGAAAGCUGCAAGGUUGUUCAUCGAUAUACUGGGGAUCACAAUCAGGAUCUACAUGUAGAAUCAGUCCCGUCUACACAUAUCACAUUGGAGUGUACUGGUGUUACUCUGAAUCUGGAGAGAACAGUAAUCCUGUUAAUAUCACAGUACACUUAAGUGCACAUUUCCUCUGUUCUGUGGAUGGUGAUGUGAUUCUGGAGAGUCCUGUUCAUCCUGUGACUGAAGGAGAUUCUCUGACUCUACGCUGUUUACAUCGAUUUAAAAAUCCAUUAGUCCUCACAGCUGAUUUCUAUAAAGAUGAAUCCCUCCUCCAGAAGAAGACUACUGGAGAGAUGAUCAUCCCUACUGUCUCAAAGUCACAUGAGGGUUUCUACUACUAUAAACACACAGAGAGAGGAGAAUCACCCAAGAUCUGGAUCUCAGUCAGAGUGUCACAUUCAGAAGUUCAGAGUUCUGUCCUUAACAUGUUGAGUUCUCUACUGGCAGCUUGUCCAUAUCUGCUAUUGACCAUCAUACUGAUUUUUAAAUGCUGUAGAGUGAGAGGUAAAACAUCUGUCUCUUUUCCUCGGUGUAUCUUUUACCUACAAAUACAAAUACACAACACUAUAUUGUGGGGAGACUGGGGUUAG
Messenger RNA from Myxocyprinus asiaticus (Chinese sucker), 771 nucleotides. Its product is annotated as low affinity immunoglobulin gamma Fc region receptor II-like. Gene Ontology annotation, biological process: cell surface receptor signaling pathway. Gene Ontology annotation, molecular function: transmembrane signaling receptor activity. The transcript has 3 exons. The coding region runs from base 1 to 771 and encodes 256 amino acids. Lineage: Eukaryota; Metazoa; Chordata; Actinopteri; Cypriniformes; Catostomidae. The record is from RefSeq and is a predicted model, not a curated record.